UAUCAGGAACGCAAGUGGCAGCCGCUCCCACUUGUUCGACGCUGCGCAGCUUUCGGGACUCCGCCGACGGCGCGAAUUUCUUUCGCUUACGCAGCGGUUGGCGUCGAUAAAACAGAGCAGCUGUGUUCUUCCGAGAGUUUGUUUCCAGUGGAUGAGAAUCAAGAGACGACGUGUCUGCGAUCCUCGAUGAAAAGCAAGCAUGAUGUGGUGAACGUAUAGCUGCCCUCGGGCUCCAGCUGCUGAAGUCCAAGCGGACCGACUACACCGCGUCAUGGCGUCGGGCGCCUACGCUGAGUUGCGGUUGCAGCAGGCCGACGUGUUGCGUCGCCUGCCGCAGGGCCUGCGCACCUGGACGGACGAGCUGCUGAAGCGGCAGGCUCGCGAGCUGACGUUCCACUUCCCGGACGACGCGACGCGGCGCUACCUGUACGAGUCGUGGAUCAAGUACUUCGGCGGCGAGGCCUGCGUCGGGGCCUCGCUGGACAGGCUGGUGCUCAACUGCAUCGUGGCCACGCCGUCGCCCUCCAAUCCCGCGGUGCCGCUGUUCGUCGACAUCGUCAUCGGCGGUGGAGGAAGCGCGCCGCGGCCCGUUGCGACCCGAGGAGGAAAGAAUUCGCCUGCAGCGGGCUCGCGGGACGCCGCUCCACCGAAUACCGUCGUCAAUUCGGGUGAGGCGGCCGUCAAGGACAUUCCUGCCGCGACGAAGAGCAAGAAAGACUCUGCCGGCAAGCGGCAGGACACGCCUUCGAAGGAGACUCAGUCAGUGGAAGCUCAAAGCAAAGACACCACGAUGCCAGCCGGAACUAAAGUUGAAGACAAGAAACAAGCCGAUAAAGACAAGGCGCCUAUAGCUUCCGAUAAAGUUGACUCGGCGAAGAGUGUCGCCAAAACUGACUCGUCUUCGAAAGAAAGGCCAGAGGAGACCAAAAACGUCGCGGCCGACGUCCAAAAUACCGAAAAGGUCUCCAAGACCUCCGUGUCCGAAGUUGCGGCCGUCUCAGCUAAACAGGAUGACGCCAAGAAGCCUACGCCGGCGACUGCGCAGUCUGGUUCUAGCAAAGUCGCCAAGGUCACUUCGACUUCGGAAGGCGAAGAGAAGGAGAACGUCCCAGCAGACGUAGACGACACGUCGUCGGUGGAACUGCGCCGAGGCCCAAAGGACAGUGCUUCCAACAACAACACCGUUCACAACAAGUUCAGCUUGUUCAAGUGGCGUCCCCAGAGCCUGAUGGAACGGCGCAAAACGUACGUGGGAGGCGUCAAGUUGCGCAGGAGUCUGAUGGAAACCGGAAGCGCUCCUCCCAGGGAACGCGGCGCCGUCAAUCGGCAGCCGUCGUUCGCCGCGCCCAGCGCGCUCAAGUUCCUGAUCUACCUUUCGAAACUACUGGAAACCAGCAAGGAGAACCGCGAGGCGCUGGACGAAGCCGGCAUGAUCAUCGGCUUCUGUUCCAUGCUGCUGUCCCUGGUGUCCUUCAAGAAGAGGACGCAGGUGGAGUCCUACUUCCGGGACAGGGUCGGCGGAAUCCUUUCGACCGUCGUGCCGUCCGUCUCCUUCCGCGGCGUCGUUCCUGUUCCGAACCGCCGGUUCCUGGAAGUGCUCCACGAGCAAUUGACCAGAGGCUCGCAGCUUCAGACCCAGAUCAGCGUCCUCGCCGUCUGCCAGUACCUCUACUUCAAGGAAGCCGGGGACGGCAAGUUCCCGGAGCUGGACAUGCGCUUCCUCAGAGAAGGCUACCUGAACCACACAAUCGGAACGGGUCUGGGAACGCUGUCGCUGCUUCGAGCGCUGCAGGAGGAGACCAAGCUGAACCCGGCGGCCAUUCUCAGGUUCCUCAAUUCUGACGUGACUCGCGAGUCCUGCGAGCGCGUCGAAGAGUUCCUCAAGCACCAGACGUCGCUGUCUGGGAAGAAGAGCACCGGCAGGACGUUCGGGAAGCCGCCGGCGAAGCAGCAACAUACGUGGCCCUGGUGCCGCGUCGUCGACCCGAAGCAGUUCUCGAACCUGAUGACCCGGGCGAACGCGUUUUACGCUGUGCGCGUCGUCUGCUGCCUGGACCCUCCGCCGGAGGACCGGAUGUGGAAGAGCGUCGAGUUCGUACCGGAAGAGGUGAAGAAGCACGAGCGCGAGUGGGGCGACAUGUUCCGGCGGCACCUGAAAGACGGGAGUAUCCGCAAGGCGAGCGACUCGAUGUUGAAGCACCGGGAGGGCGAGUGGGCCCGGGCGCUGGACGCCAUGUACUUCGUCGAGGACUUCGAGCUUCUGUCGGUCGGCUCGUACAAGAAGGAGAAGUCGUCGACGACGGACAUCGACGGUUGUGGAAGCGAUGGAACGACGACGACCACGACAGGCGGUACUGCGUAGUCGUUCACCUGUCGACGCGCGAAAUGAACGAGACACGUACGUGGGGCCAAUACCUUCCGGAAGCUCAAAGCCUGCGUGACCGGGACCUCAUCUGCGUAAGCUUGCGAUCCAGCAGCAAACGGUGCUGUCCAUGGAGAAGAAACGCAUAAAGCCACUAAACGCUGCCAGUGGGGUUGCCGACGUUGACGUCUCGGCUGUCAGCGUUGUCCAAUAUAUCACGUCGUGGACAGAAGUAUGCAGCAUUGGAGUUAACCACAUGACUUUGGUAACGCUUCCAUGGGAGGUGACUCGAAUGGGAGGUAAUGGUGUCGCAUAUUCCAGUGGUGUCGCAGAAGAUUCACUGAGCGUCGUACGCGAGUGCCAUGUGUUUUGUGACUAUGUGGUGAACACUUACGUGCGUAGUUCGAGUGCCUUUGUUUUCGAUAUGUACGUCACCUUGCUUCAACGCCCUCCGCCAUAUUAGGGCGCAACUAAUUGGGUGCAGCCAUGGUUAUACAACAGAUACACGUACAGAAGUACAAGGGACGGCAGCAUUCAGUCCGUGACAUCCAUACCUCGUAUUUCUGUCUAUCCCUUUCACAAUGCGCGUCAAAUAUUUUGACGUUGUGGGUUCCCGUGGUCGUGGCAUUCUGGUGGUGCCACAGUUAUUUUUGGAGCAUAAAUUUCUGGGUCGUGUGAAUUGAAAGUGCCGUGAGCAUUGUGGCUUCAAGAGGCAACGCACUAUUUUGAAAAUGAAAUGGUAACCGCGGCAUGCGGCACACGUAAUCAAGGAGAUAUGCACAUUAUCCUUCCAGCGCCGCUUCAGCUUUUCGCACUCAUGUUCAGAAUAUCCGAAAGCAGUAGUUGGUUGCUGGUGCUUGUAGCUUUGAAUAUCCAGGCAAGUAUAGCGCUCGCAUGUGUCGCACGAUAUCUUUAGGUGCCACCGCACAGUGGACUGCUAUCGCAGAGGUUACACGCCACGCAUACGAUUUUUAACAGGUUUACUGAAGAACGCUGUUACACUGGCUAUCUAUAGGUUACGUUUCCCGCAUCUGAAUCUUUCGUUUAUUAACACUGUCUCAGCACUAACCAACCGCGAUGCAGCACUUCUUGUCACUAUAGCGCCUAUGCGAAAUUAUGUUUCUUAGAAUGAAUGGUUCAGUGCACAUUUGUCAAGCACGUGGUGUCAGAGCGGAGAGACAGGGCGGUGCAUUACAAUUGCAUUAAGCUCAUUUGCAUAGGCUUUUAUAGCAGAUGUACAACAAACCCUGGCACAAUAGGAAAUAUUAGACCAAACAGCACACCUUUAAAAAUCGGUCUAUGGCUCUAUGGUGCAAACAUAAGUAUACCCGUACAGUUGUGGUCCAAUAAGAAUGGGAACAUUAAUGACGUUUAGUACGCGAACCUAUAGAACAGAAAAAAGCGUUUCUUUCUGUGCUUGUCAGUUUUUUCCUUCGACAUGGUUCGCGUCCUAAAUGUCAAAAAAGGUAUCAACCAACCAGCCCAGCAACAAGUAGGGAUACAAAAGGGAACACCCGAUCAGUACGAUAAAACAACGGCUGCUGCAGAAAUUGAGCAUCCGUUCAAACAACGGUUGUUGCAGAAGCGCGAUUUGAGACGUGUAGCCAUUAUCAUUGUUGAGUGCAGGCUCAGGUACAAUAAUAAUACAAAAAAAAAUUGAACACGCCUUACUUAGGCAGACAAUAGAAAACUUAUCGAAGGAAUUUGAUAUACAAUACUAAAUACCAUUCAGUGUACUAAGGACAAAAGGGACUCCCGGCUCUUCUGUGGCCUUCUAACAAUUGGCUGUCUUAGCCCUUACGCACGUAUACAAGCGCGCCGUUUUACGAUACUUAGUAUACGUAUAUAUAGCAGCCUUGACGGACAUGUACGCCAUAUUGCCUCCCUAAUCCUUAGCGAAGGUGGGCGCCAUCUGAAUCCCUUUCAAGGAGCUAGCUCUGUUUCCAGUAAAAGUGUCAACAUGUACUGCCAGUCUCUGACGACAGACGGCGCUACGAGCAGCAACUUCCCUGAGAUUUUAGUAGCUGUACUUGAUAAUUUAAGUACCACAGUUCCGUUGCUUUUGUCAAAGACCCUGCUGCACUGCAGUUUCUUCAUUACAGUAUGAAUGCUGGAUGAACGGGCAGCGUUGGACGCAAAAUGCGUGUUUCGGUUCAUAGUGGUCUUCAGAGUGCAAAUGCACGUACUAACGUGCGCGCGUGAGAGCGUACAUACAUGCAUACAUACAUACAUACAUACAUACAUACAUACAUACAUACAUACAUACAUACAUACAUACAUACAUACAUACAUACAUACACACAUACACACAUACAUACAUACAUACAUACAUACAUACAUACAUACAUACAUACAUACAUACAUACAUACAUACAUACAUACAUACAUACAUACAUACAUACAUUUGGCGAGUCUUCGCCAACAGCACAACAACGAAGACACGACGAGAACGGCGACGACGAGUGUGUGACGACAGCAAAACGAUAACGAUGAUGACGACUGCGUACGACACGACAAUGGCAAAAAAUGUCAUUUACCCGCAUUACCCUUAGCCUGCCAUUUAGAACCAUUACAGAACGUUACACUGUGACAACACAGCACAAAAGAGUUACGCAAGUGUUGUGCUCGAACUUGGCUCCAAUUGCGCAUUACUGCUCUGCCCCCGUAAAGGGGCCGACAUUGACGAACCAACGCACGCUCGUGCACGUGUACAUGGGUUGACUUCGUGUGACAAUCAUCAAACGUGUCAACAAUUAUUUUGAUAUAUAGAAUAUGCAAAGAAGUAAGCACUGCAGGGCGGUCUGUCUUGCCGUUUGCAAAGCAAAAGGAGGACUGCCUACGCAUAGUUUAUGCCGGAGUGCUCAUCUAAAUGUGCGAGGGCACGUUCUCUUUUUCAGGUUGCUGCCACGUGGCGUAUAAAUGCACGCAACUACAUGGUGGUCGUAACGCAGCCGGUGCUGUGACGGCGCUGCCACACUGUCCGGACAGCUGUGCGUUAAACUGUGGGGACAUACGGUAUACACACGGCAUACGUAACGUGUGGGUGUGUGAUUUUUAGAGAAAUGGAAGAGAUAAGUGCACUGCCGUAACUGUCUCUCACCGGAGACGGUACGUCUCAGCCUUCAGCAAUGCACCGCGUAUAUAUAAUUUACUGACAAUCAAUGCCUCUAUAGCUUAGUUCCUACUCCCUAUACAUAUCACAAUUUACAGAACAACGUCCUAUGUGGAGCGCACUGACAGUUCAAAACUUACGCAGGGUUCAACAGGGCAAACGCGUGCCUUAUCCACAUUUUAAUCGAGAAAUAUAUGUUAUCUUUUCUGUUUGAGUGGUAAUUGACCAUUACGGGGACGUGCAGGCUCAAUAUGGGUAUCGAAGUGCCUUAAGGCUCUUAUAGAUAUAGAUUUACGGCCGUCGCUAUUUUCACCGCAAAGCGCGCAGUCGUAUACAACAUCGGCUCGAAGCAAAGGUUACGUUUGCUAAAUGUUGCACGGCCUAGAUGACCUUCAGCUCAACGCAACGCCUGCGCACCUGUAAAAAAGCUAGAGGUGACGAGUCACACGUCGCCUCCUUCGCGAUCCUUUCCCGAUGUACUAUAUCGCUUCCUCGCUGACUUUGAUUGUUUUAUGCCGUUUCUCUCCAUCAGACAACGGUGGCGGUUCGCAAACUGCUUGUGGCGAAACAUGGCAAAUGCAACAUUUGCAAAGUGUGCACGGAAUGAGGGACUAGUACAAUGGCUACCCGCCGCUGUGCAUAGCUCGGCGACUGUGGUGUUUUAUAUGCUGAACACGAUGUCUCAGGUUCGACUCCUUCGCUCGGGUCGCAGCGACGUCAUUCCGACGACUGUGAUGUGAAGGUUAAAGAAGAACGUCUGAGCUCUCAGAUUUCUGCGUGAAUCGAUUUCAAUAUCGGUUUCAAGCGAUUACCAUGUUAAAUUUGUUUGUCUCAUUGUAUUUUGUGAUACAUUUCAAUUCGUGCUGCCUGA
Molecule: messenger RNA, 6345 nt
Organism: Dermacentor albipictus
Lineage: Eukaryota; Metazoa; Arthropoda; Arachnida; Ixodida; Ixodidae
Source: RefSeq, a predicted model, not a curated record